Molecule: messenger RNA, 3759 nt
Organism: Actinia tenebrosa (Australian red waratah sea anemone)
Lineage: Eukaryota; Metazoa; Cnidaria; Anthozoa; Actiniaria; Actiniidae
Product: sodium/potassium/calcium exchanger 2
Biological process (GO): calcium ion transmembrane transport; intracellular calcium ion homeostasis
Cellular component (GO): plasma membrane
Molecular function (GO): calcium channel activity; calcium, potassium:sodium antiporter activity
Source: RefSeq, a predicted model, not a curated record
UAAUUCAUGCCGAUAUUCGYAUUUACAUAUGUGGUCAGCCGUACGAACAUUCUAGACUUCGCUCUUAGAGCUAAUCCUCGGCCAUCAUUAUCAAGUAUACUUCAAAACAAGGAAAAGUAGGAAUCGUUUUUGUUGAAACUACGGCUGGAGUCUGAAAUAUACGACUGAAAUAUUCCCAAGAACACUGAUUUCCCAAGGAGACAAGUUAACCCUAAGAGAAUCUUCGAGGUUCACGAUUCUAGUUCCGUGGUUGAGUGGAAUAUUUACGAUCGCUGGAUCUAUCUACAGCUUGACAUGAGAACGUCGCAACAGCAGUGAAAAGCACGGAAUCUAGCCCUAGAGAACUAUAAGCCGUGAUUUCCAGUUAAAGAACAUGGGAAAGACCCUCAAAUAUUUAUAUUUUUGCCAAAUCUAUUUAAGUGCAAGAGGAGGAGGAAGUCAACGUGACGUGCAUCGUUAGUCCUGACAUAUUACUAUAAAACUACCGUGAAAGGCUACGAAGGCUGGACCCAAAAUGCGUAUUUUAACUUGUAGAAAGCUUAACAGAGUGUAUAGAACUGAGCGUAGAAAGGUUUCUUCGUAUAUAGUGCCAAUGGUUUCGUUGGUUGUGUGUGUGAUCCUUGGAAUACUGGUGUGUUAUCUCGAUAUAAGUACGAUGACAAGUGAGAAGAACUCUCUCACAUACCAAGGAAUAUUUCACCAUCGUUCACUACUAAACGCGUCUGAACCUACUGAAUCACCAGGCGAAUACCCAGAGGAUAUGUUCACCUUAGAGCAGAGGAGAAAAGGCGCCGUAAUACUACAUAUUAUUGGCAUGUGCUAUAUGUUUCUUGCCAUUGCAUUGGCUUGUGAUGAAUUUUUCGUGCCCUCGCUUGUUGUCAUCAUAGAAAGACUUCAAAUCUCCGAAGAUGUUGCUGGAGCUACGUUUAUGGCUGCUGGAGGCAGCGCUCCAGAGCUAUUUACUUCUUUUUUUGGUACUUUUGCAGAUCCUAACUCAAAUGUUGGUAUUGGAACGAUCGUCGGGUCUGCUGUUUUUAAUGUCUUGUUUGUAAUUGGGAUGUGCGCGAUGUUCUCAAAAGGGGUUCUCGAGCUAACUUGGUGGCCGCUUUUUCGAGACUGUAUGUUCUACAGCUUCUCUUUACUCCUGUUAAUAAUAUUUUUUAUCGGCGAUUGGAUCCAAUGGUGGGAGUCAUUGCUGUUGUUGUCUUUCUUCGUCUUCUAUGCUAUUUUUAUGAAGUACAAUCGAACGAUCGAACGUAUAGUAAAAAAUUUCCUACGAUCGAAUAAAGUCAGUAAAGUGGAUGUUAGGGAUCCAGGAUUGGCGAAUCCCGGAGUCCACAGAACAGAACAUUACCUAGAGAAGGCAAUAGAAUAUCUGGGCUCCAAUGCCAAACAAAAUGCUGAACGCCCAUGCUUUCACUAUGGUGCUUUUCAGCUGGUUGUUAAUUCGAUGGAUCCUUUGUGGGAUGCAUCUAUAGCUGUGAGAGUAAAACAUAUCAAACAGAUGUCAAUGACAGCUGAUGAAGCACCUGAAAAGCAACAAGACCAAGAGCUCAAAUAUUCAACAGUAGACCUGCAGAAAAAACCCUCAUCUUCAGGUUCUCAGCACCUAACAGAAAAUGGGACAACCCAAACUGAUGUCGACUUUCCAGAUGGGAUGAAAAUGUCAAAUGAAGAAGACCAUUCGAAUGGAAACAUUCCCGACAGAGAUCUUGGGAAUGGAUCAUGUGUUAAUGAACAAGACUUUUCUAGCAGCUACCAUGUUGUAUGUAUAGAUUCAACUAUACCUGGCAUGUGCGCAGAUAAUAAUAAUAAAAGAAGGGCAUCUGAUUCAUCCAAAGUAUCUCAAAAUGCUGUUACGACAAAAAUGUCAGAGGAAGAAUCUGUGGUUGAGGAGGCUGAUAGCAUAGACGACUUUGACGACAAGCCUAUUGAUCUCAGCUGGCCUGAGGGAUGGAAGGAACGCCUGGUGUAUAUUAUCAAAGCUCCUAUUAUGUUUCCACUGUAUUUUUCCAUGUUUGAUGUUAGAAAACCAGAAAAAUCGAAGUUCUACCCGUGGACAUUUAUAGUAUCAAUUUUCUGGAUUGGGAUAUUCUCUUAUUUAACACUCUGGUGGGCCGUUGUUGUUGGAGACACAUUUGGAAUUCACUCAGUGAUAAUGGGAUUGACAGUUUUGGCUGGAGGAACCAGUAUUCCAGACUUGAUAACCAGUGUACUGGUGGCCAGGAAGGGAUUCGGAGACAUGGCCGUGUCUAGCUCUAUUGGUAGCAAUCUCUUCGACAUCACCGUUGGUCUUCCUCUUCCUUGGCUUUUAUACAGCGCMGUUAAUUUAGGAAAAUCAGUAAAUGUGAGCAGCGAUGGACUGUUGUGUUCGAUUGUUUUACUGUUUGGUAUGCUCAUAGCRGUGGUACUAUCCAUUGCUAUCUUAAAAUGGCGAAUGUCUAAAUUACUUGGAGCUGCGAUGUUCUUGCUAUACAUCGUCUUCAUAAUCAUGUCGCUCCUCCUGGAGUAUAAAAUAAUUCCAUGUAUAAAAAUUGUAUGACCAUGAAGUGGUAUCCUGUAAGCACAGUGACCCAAAACAACACGUACUAUGGACCAUGGAAAUCCUUACUUGUGGUCAAAUAUUUUCAAUGCAAUGUGUGUCAAUGCACGAUGAUUCUUUGGGGGUAAUUUCUCUCCACCUUGAUAAAUUCUCUCAUUUUCCACAGUCACUUCGAAUGCGAAUGUUUUGGAAACAAAACACAACGAAAUCAAUUUUCGAACUCUUAUUUWAAAAUAACACACACAAAAAAAAUUAUUAUUGCACUCUCGUCAAUAUCAACACGUUUAUUUCGGAUGUAAAAUAUUUUUCAAAACAAGACGUGAUUGAGAUAACAAUUCAAAAUGUUUAGUUGUACAAUGACAAUCUACAAUGCAUGUUGAAGCUGGAUGAACAGUGCAACAUUUUGCCCGUUUAAAAAAGGUAUCGUCUCUAUAUUGGGCUUGCUGUGGUAGUACUGGUGAAAACUAUUAAAAGCUCUUUUUUCUGUUUCAAACAAGUUUAAAAGGGUAUUUUUCCUUGAACGUUUUCUCAAGGUUGCGUGCGCAUUCAAAUUUAAGGGACUUGACGGGCCACGAUACCAGAACAGGAGCUUUAGAAUUAUCACUGACAAAGGCUUGAUUUAUGGCCAUAGAUUGAACUAUUUUAGGUGAAUAUUUCAAAAGCCAGUCGUUAUUUUACAUGCAUACACUUUUCUUUUUGUAAAUAUGUUCAUAAAGAAGAGGAUUUUGUAAGAUAUAUUUAUUAUUUGAUGUAAAUAGAAAGAAUUUCCAUUCGUGCGAUUUAUAGAUAUUAAUAUGCGUUCGUUAUCAAUAAUAUUUAUAUAUACUCGAUUGCAAAAUCAUUGCCUCGGGUUCAAAUUAUAGAAUAUAAAUGCUGAAAGGUAUUCUGGGAAAUGAAAAACUCUGAUGUAUUCAAUUGAGAUACACAGUCAAUAUGAAACAUGCGAAAAGCCUCCAUGCAUGAUCUCUGUCAUUGCAACGUAUAAAUAUUCCACAAGUUAUAUGACUAGAUACAUCUUAUCAACAUACUUCCCAUGUACCAUUUUAUUCUCAGCUUCUAUGUUCUAUGUUUUUGAACCCGACAACGGUUUUGAAAUUGAAAGUAUUUGUUUAACGUUUCUCCGAGAGGCUGAUACAUUCAUUAGAAGUCUCUUGGUGCUUUAACUAUGAUUGAGACUGAAAUACAAAAGCAAUAAAAUUUCUAGAUUGUGAUGUUAA